AUGGCCGGCUGGUUCGCAUCCAAUUCGGCGCUCGACGAACAAAUUGAGAAAGCGACCUCUUCGAGCUUGGAGGAUAUCGCUCUCAACUUGGAAGUAUCAGACAUCAUACGCUCAAAAAGCGUGCAACCCAAAGAAGCAAUGCGAUCUUUGAAACGGAGAAUAGGCCACAAGAAUCCUAAUGUGCAAUUAGCUACGCUGGGGCUUACAGACACAUGUGUCAAAAAUGGUGGAUCUCAUUUCCUCAUCGAGAUUGCAUCGAGAGAGUUUAUGGACAAUCUCACAUCUCUACUGCAGGCGCAUGGCUCUUCUGCACCCAAUGAGGACGUCAAAAACAAGAUACUGGAACUCAUACAGGCCUGGGCUAGUGGUACAGAAGGCCGCCUUGACGCCUCUUACAUAGGCGAAACCUUCAGGACUUUGCAACGAGAAGGUUUCAGGUUUCCUCCGAAAACCGACGUCUCCAGAAGUAUGCUUGACAGCAGUGCACCGCCAGAAUGGAUCGAUUCGGACGUGUGCAUGAGAUGCCGAACGCCGUUCAGCUUUACCAAUCGAAAGCAUCACUGUCGGAAUUGUGGCAGUGUCUUUGAUGCUCAAUGCUCCUCAAAAUCGAUACCUCUACCACAUUUGGGUAUAAUGCAGCCGGUACGAGUGGAUGAUGGUUGUUAUGCUCGAUUGACCGACAAGGCGAAUAGCGGACCUUUACCUGAGAGAUCGCUCGCCAAAGGAAAUGCCAGCAUAGUCAGGCAACGUAGUUCCAUGCAACCACGAGAUGCAAGAGUCGACGAGGGUUUUGACGACGACUUGAAACGCGCUCUCCAGAUGAGCCUUGAGGAAGUCAAAGGCCAACAAGGGGCUGGCUACGUUUCUCAAUCCGAGCUAAGAGCACAGAAGCCCAAGUCCACACUUAAUGAAACAAGAAAAGUAACCCCUGAGCGUGAGGAAGAAGAUGAUCCAGACUUAAAAGCUGCUAUAGCCGCUUCUAUUAAGGAAAUGGAAGAACAAAAGAAACGACAUGCUAAAAGUCUGAAGGAGCAAGCCUCAAGUAGAGCAGCGACAACGACCUCCGAAGUGGCCAGACCUGACAACAAGUAUGAGCUUACCCCUACGGAGGCAGAAAAUAUCAGUCUGUUUUCGACCCUUGUUGAUCGGUUGCAACAUCAGCCACCUGGAACAAUCCUCAGGGAGCCGCAAAUUCAAGAGCUCUAUGACAGCAUAGGCGCUCUGAGGCCUAAACUUGCCAGAUCGUAUGGAGAGACGAUGAGUAAACACGAUACCUUACUCGAGUUACACGGGAAGCUAGCUACUGUUGUUCGUUAUUAUGAUCGCAUGCUGGAAGAGCGUCUCUCCCACACGUACGGUCAGCACAAUAUAGGCGGCUAUCAGAAUUUCCAUGCUCCCCAAUCGUCCAACAUCUAUCCCCAAAUACCUUCUGAGCCACCAAGUGGACCGCCUGGUGCCGAAAGCUAUUACAAUCUGAACGGACCUCCUCCGGCAGAAAAUAACCCAUCUCAUCACCACCCUUCCCAAUACUCCUCCCAAUCACGAUCGCCACACAUGCAGCGGGAGCCCCCUCCGUCGAGUGCCACCUCGAACCAAGGCGUCCCUUCCAUACAGCAGCAGCCGAACUAUCAUUCCCAAAUACCUCAGCGAACGUCAAGCAUGGUAGGAUAUCCAUCAAUACCAAUCCAGAAUGGGGAUCCCACCUACUAUUCCACUCCCAACCCACCGGUCCAGCCGUAUCAGUCUUACCCGAAUCAAGCGCCUCCCCAAACACCUACUCAAGACCCAGCUAUCUCUUACAAUGCAACCCUUUCGAACCCAGAUGUUUCUCCACCAGAGUCUUACCACGAGCCGCCGCCUUUGUCAUAUCAACAGCAUCAGCAGCAACCUUACCAAACACAAUCGAACCAACCUAUUCAAAUUCCCCAGCAGCAGACGCACCAGCCAGCCCCGCAACAAGACCUUUACCAGCAGCCUCAGGGUGCCCCUCCGUCGUCAGUGCCAGGGUAUAGUUACACAAAUUAUUCACAGGAUAAUUUCCCGGCAGCUCCCCAACAUCAGCCAUUGCAAGCACCGAAGGAGGAGGCUUUGAUAGAGCUUUGA
Messenger RNA from Bacidia gigantensis, 2103 nucleotides. RefSeq lists its product as uncharacterized. The transcript has 4 exons. Gene Ontology annotation, molecular function: phosphatidylinositol-3-phosphate binding; ubiquitin binding; metal ion binding. Gene Ontology annotation, cellular component: ESCRT-0 complex. The record is from RefSeq and is a predicted model, not a curated record. Lineage: Eukaryota; Fungi; Ascomycota; Lecanoromycetes; Lecanorales; Ramalinaceae. The coding region runs from base 1 to 2103 and encodes 700 amino acids. Gene Ontology annotation, biological process: protein transport to vacuole involved in ubiquitin-dependent protein catabolic process via the multivesicular body sorting pathway; protein targeting to vacuole.